Molecule: messenger RNA, 204 nt
Organism: Mesorhabditis belari
Lineage: Eukaryota; Metazoa; Nematoda; Chromadorea; Rhabditida; Rhabditidae
Source: the annotation of a GenBank genome assembly
AUGCACCGUUCCGUCGUUUUUGCCUGUCUCGUCUCAGUCGUCCUUUCACUCAAUUGCUGGAGUGACACUGCUGACGGGAAGAGUCACAGCAGUGAUAAACGAUCGAUCGAUUGCGGCGAUUGCAAAUAUUGUGCGAAGGGCACGGCAAAGCUGACAAAAGAGUUCGACGGCGUGAAAAAGGGAAGCGUUGAAUCGGCAUGGGGA